AUGUCGGCCGACGACAGCUCCUACGCUCCCAAGUCUCCGGACCUCUCUUCUUUUUACUCAGGUGGCCCCACUCAACCCGCGCCGCAAAAGCUCCAACAUCCACAAACCGGCAGCCACCUCCCGUGCCCAGCAUACGAAUAUAAAGCAGAGUCUCCAGCCUACAACAGGUCUGCCUCUUUUUCUUCCUACGUUCCCCCUUCUCUCCCCCUCAGUAACAACAUCAACAUCGGUGUCAACAACGAUCAACCCAACGACGUCGACCACCAGCGGCAGCAUCCAUCCCAGCCCAGAUUCGUCGGGUCGGAAUAUCAACCCUACUCGGCGCAGCCGACCUUCCUUCAGGAUCAAUACGUUCACUCGUCCUCAUCCCAGCGAACGUCUCACCGCGGCAGCUACGAGGGAGACUCUUUAUCUGCGCAUCAACAUCAUCCGCCACAGCCCUCGUCGUACAGCUUCGCAUUCACAGAGCAAGCUCCCGGUGUAGCUGCCUACAGCCAAACCUAUCCACCUCCACUAGGAGCUGGUCUAUCUGGUCCCUCUUUGUCCACGGACACGCCCUUUUCUACAACCAUGCCUCCCCGCAGGGCCGCGCCACCUCCGGCGCCCGCUAUCGAACCGUCGCCUGUUAAGACAAAGUUUCCCACUGCGAGAAUCAAGCGCAUCAUGCAGGCGGACGAGGAAGUCGGCAAGGUUGCCCAGCAGACGCCAAUCGCCGUCGGCAAAGCUCUCGAGCUCUUUAUGAUACAGCUGGUCACAAAGAGUGCCGAUAUAGCCAAGGAGAAGGGCGGAAAGAGGGUCACGGCGCCAAUGCUCAAGCAGGUGGUUGAGACCGAUGAGCAGUGGGACUUUCUACGCGACAUUGUCAGUCGCGUCGAGAAUGAAAAGGAGGGCAGCAAGGCCAAGGCCAAGCAGGAGAGCUCGAGCGACGAAGAGAUGCCAGAACCCAAAAAGAGGCGCGGUGGCAGGAGAAAGAAGACAUGA
Molecule: messenger RNA, 981 nt
Organism: Fusarium keratoplasticum
Lineage: Eukaryota; Fungi; Ascomycota; Sordariomycetes; Hypocreales; Nectriaceae
Product: CBFD-NFYB-HMF domain-containing protein
Exons: 1
Coding region: 1-981 (326 amino acids)
Biological process (GO): transcription by RNA polymerase II; negative regulation of transcription by RNA polymerase II; positive regulation of transcription by RNA polymerase II
Cellular component (GO): negative cofactor 2 complex; nucleus
Molecular function (GO): RNA polymerase II general transcription initiation factor activity; core promoter sequence-specific DNA binding; transcription coactivator activity
Source: RefSeq, a predicted model, not a curated record